Coffea eugenioides is the source of this 1983-nucleotide messenger RNA. RefSeq names its product beta-glucosidase 11-like. Gene Ontology annotation, biological process: carbohydrate metabolic process. Gene Ontology annotation, molecular function: beta-glucosidase activity. NCBI's taxonomy places the organism in Eukaryota, Viridiplantae, Streptophyta, Magnoliopsida, Gentianales, Rubiaceae. The record is from RefSeq and is a predicted model, not a curated record. Bases 115 to 1704 code for a protein of 529 amino acids. The transcript has 13 exons.
GCAGAUCCGGGAGCUUGUGCAACUAAAAUAUUUUCCUUCAGUUCUUAGAAACCAGAGAGUUGACAAGGUAACAACUCCUCCAUACUAGCUCUGUGGAGUGUAAACUUAGACACCAUGUGGAAACAGAAACAGAGGAGUCUUAUGGAUUCUUCUGCUCCUCUGAUUAUACUGCUAAUGUUGCUAAUGCUGUUGCAACUUCUGGCUGUAAUGGCAAUAGCCAGAGUGGAGAAUUUUACAAGAUCAGACUUCCCAGUUGACUUUAUCUUUGGUGCCGGCAGUUCAGCAUUUCAAGUAGAGGGGGCUGCCCGUGAAGAUGGAAGGACGCCUAGCAUUUGGGAUACCUUCGUUUAUGCCAAUAAGGGGCUUUCUCAUGGAGCCUCCGGAGACAUAGCUUGUGAUCAGUAUCACAAAUACAAGGAAGAUGUUCAACACAUGGUAGACACAGGUCUGGAGGCUUACAGAUUCUCUAUUUCCUGGUCAAGACUUAUUCCUGAUGGAAGAGGCCGUGUCAACCCCAAAGGUUUAGAAUAUUAUAACAAUCUUAUUAAUGAACUCCUAAUGCAUGGAAUUCAGCCACAUGUCACGCUUUUUCACUUUGAUACCCCUCAAGUUCUUGAAGAUGAAUAUGGGGGAUGGCUCAGUCGGAAGAUAGUGAACGACUUUACCGCCUAUGCUGAUGUGUGCUUCAAGGAAUUUGGAGACAGGGUUCUGUAUUGGACUACCAUAAAUGAGGGUAAUGUAUUUGCCAUGGGUGGUUAUGAUAAUGGAAUCUCACCCCCAGGGCGCUGCUCUUUUCCAUUUGGACUGAACUGCUCCAAGGGUAAUUCCAUAACUGAGCCAUAUAUUGCUGGUCACAACAUGUUGCUGGCACAUUCAUCUGCUGUGAAGCUAUACUACAAAAAGCAUAAGGCGACUCAACAUGGUUUUGUGGGACUAAACAUCUAUGCUCCUUGGUUUUCUCCAUAUUCUAAUGCUACAGAAGAUAUAAUUGCAACUCAAAGAGCCAUUGAUUUUUACAUUGGUUGGUUUCUCCAUCCAAUGGUGUUUGGAGACUAUCCUGACAUCAUAAAGAAGAAUGCUGGCACAAAGAUUCCAGCGCUAACUCCACGUGAAUCUAGGCUACUUAAGGGCUCAUUCGACUUUAUAGGGCUGAACCAUUAUUUAACACUCUACGUCAAGGACAGUCCUAGCAGCCUUAAUGUGAAUAUCAGGGACAUAGUUGCUGAUAUGGGAUUAAGCACUCUGGUUGAGCCAGAAGAUGCACCAGAUAAUCAGAAUGAUGAUACAUCAUCCAGUCUAUCCGGAAUUCUGGAGUAUCUCAGGAAUGUAUAUGCCAAUUUGCCUACUUAUAUCCAUGAAAAUGGUAAAGGAACUGAGCGCAAUGGAACACUAAACGACACAUCAAGGGUGAAAUAUAUGUAUUCAUAUAUCAGGACCUUGCUUGAUGCUAUAAAAAAUGGAUCAAAUACAAAAGGGUACUUCCUCUGGUCUUUGCUAGAUGGUUUCGAGCCAAUAGGCGGCUAUACAACCAGCUUCGGCCUGUACUACGUUGAUUUGGACGACAAGCAAUUGAAAAGAUACCCAAAGCUCUCAGCACACUGGUACUCCAAUUUCCUCAAGGGAAGAACCAUCAAGCCUGAUGAGAUAAAUGAAGUUGUAAAUGAAAUCUUUGUCUCUUCGACAUCGAAAGCCUCUGAUCAGUGAUGACUAGUAAAAUCCUUGCAUCAUUUCUUCUUUUUCUGAUUCUUACUUGCACGACUUCGUCUUCCCACGCCUCCGUCUUCCCACGCCUCAUUGUCUUUGAUCAUUUUGCGCUUAUGGGGUUCUCUGUUCAAGUUAUGCACAAUGUAUUUAGUAACUGUGCACGAACUGCACCAAAGGGUAGUGCUAGGAUCUGUUUUAAGUAUGCCAGUAAAUUCUAUAUGGAUUGGAUCAUUUAUUUUGAAGCAGCUUUAUAUGACAAGGGUUUCAGUUGCACUAAAA